GCCUUUACAAAACCCUCAGUCCCUAUCUUACAUGGCGCAGGGUGAAGACCACUAGAGUUUGCGAUAGAAAGAAUAAAACUUUUACCAAACACAUUACCACAAAUUAGCGGGUAAAAUCUGUGCUCUGUCAACGUGGGGUUUACUAAUUUGGAAAUACGGUGAUUUUGCAAGUUUUUUUUUUUUUUUUACAUAAAUCGUUCUUUGGGAUAAAUGCAAGACAAAAGGAGAGAAGGGAAGAAUGGACAGUGACAAAAGAACGAAAGAAAAAAAAAAACAUAAUCAAUGAACGGGUUAAAUUUGACUCAUACCAUCUUUGAGAAAUUGAAAUUGGGUAAAAAAUUCCUCCGCCGUGGCUACGGAGAAAGCGAGGUAGAAGCAUUUAGCCUAAAGUAGAUAGUGAAUGCAGUUAUACGCUUAAAGUUCAGAACUAUUUGUAACCCAUUUUUAACUAGUUAUUUGUAUGUAAUAAAUUAUAAAAGUUGUAUGAGAUAUUUAUGGAUAGUCAUAAUUUAGUGAAUGAUUUUUGCUAGAGUAAACACUCAUUGAUGGAUCUACCCGUAAUUUCCUGCGGAAGGAUACAUUCUCCUCUCAGUACAGUGACAGGGGAGCGAGGAGAAAAGUUUAGAAACUUAGAGCUCGACUUCACUUUAAAAAUCCGCCAAAAUAGACGAAAAAUGAGUGAGUAAGUCAUGAAAUUGAACGUUUUAAAUUAAAAAAAUCGUUUUUAAAAAGAGUUUGCUAAAUUUAAUUUAGUUUUUUAUUAGUUCACCUUGCUAGCUAAACUAGACUAGCUAACCUGACGGAGCUCAGCCUGGCGCUGGCGGCUCUAUGUGGAAAUUAAAUAAAACAUGGGUCAGCUACCCGGUGUCUCUUCGGGCAAAGUCAUCUUCUUCGUCGCUUGCUGGAUCCACAUUUCAGCGGCUCUACAGUGUUUAGAUUCCACCAGGCCCUGUGUGAACAACGCAACCUGCAUCGUCUUUAGCAAUGGCACAGGAUACUGCAGAUGUACGUCAGGCUUCAUUGGGGAGUACUGUCAUCAGAAGGACCCCUGUCACCCUGGUUACUGCCUCAAUGGGGGCAGCUGCAUUGCCAACUUGUCCGGGGUGCCUGCCAGCCCCUCCUGCACCUGCCCCCUGGGCUUUACUGGUCAAACUUGCCAGACUCCCCAGAACUCUGCCUGCUACCCCAAGAACCCCUGUGCCAACAGUGGUGUGUGCGCCCUGCUCUCCCUGGACAAGCAUGAAUGUCGCUGUGCUCCUGGAUGGACAGGCCCCCGAUGCACCCGCGAGGACAGCUGUGUCUCCAGCCCCUGUGCCAAUGGGGGCGUCUGUAGCCCCGGGAAUGGGGGCAAGUACACUUGCAAUUGCCCCAAGGGGUAUCAAGGUCGUCGCUGUCUGAACGACACCAAUGAGUGUGCUCUGACCCCGGGCCUAUGCUCCAACCGCGGGGAGUGCAUGAACACGCCGGGCUCAUACCACUGCACGUGCCCCGUGGGUUACACUGGCCGCCAUUGCGAGACACCAUAUGUGCCCUGCUCACCGUCGCCUUGUGUCAACGGGGGCACCUGCCGGCAGACGUCGGACACCAGCUACUGGUGCCACUGCCUGCCAGGCUUCAACGGGACCAACUGCGAGAUUAACAUCGACGACUGUCCUGAGCACCGCUGCCAGAACGGGGGCACCUGCAUGGACGGCGUCAACACUUACAACUGCCAGUGUCCACCCGAAUGGACAGGCCAGUUCUGCACCGAGGACGUGGACGAGUGCCGGCUGCAGCCCAACGCCUGCCAGAAUGGUGGCACGUGCAGCAACGUGCAGGGGGGCUACAGCUGCGUGUGCGUGAACGGCUGGAGCGGCCUCGACUGCGCCGAGAACAUCGACGACUGUGCCACAGCCGCCUGCACCAACGGCUCCACCUGCAUCGACCGUGUCGCUUCCUUCAUAUGCAUCUGCCCCUACGGGAAGACAGGCUUGCUCUGCCACGUGGACGACGCCUGCAUCAGUAACCCGUGCCGAGAGGGGGCGCAGUGCGACACCAACCCAAUCAACGGCAAAUUCAACUGCAACUGCCCUCCUGGUUACGUGGGCAGCACCUGCAGAGACGACGUCAACGAGUGCAUCAUGGGCUCGAACCCCUGUGAGCAUGGCGGGCAGUGCGCCAACACUGAGGGCUCCUUCAUGUGUAACUGCGCGCCGGGUUACACGGGGCCGCGCUGCGAGCAGGACAUCAACGAGUGUGCCUCCAGUCCCUGCCGCAACGACGCCACCUGCCUGGACCAAAUCGGCGACUACACUUGCAUCUGCAUGCCAGGGUUCGAAGGAGUGCACUGCGAGACUGACAUCAAUGAGUGUGCCAGCUUCCCUUGCCUGAACAACGGCAUUUGCCUGGACCAAGUCAACCGCUUCGUCUGCCACUGCCCUGCAGGUUUCAGCGGAGACAUGUGCCAGGUAGACAAUGACGAGUGUGCCAGCACACCCUGCCACAACGGCGCCAAGUGCAUCGACCGGCCCAACGGAUAUGAGUGCGAAUGCGCGGAAGGUUUUACGGGCCCGCUGUGCGAGGAGAACAUAGACGACUGCAACCCCAAGCCCUGCCACCAUGGCGAGUGUCGUGACGGCAUCGCCACCUUCUACUGCGACUGCAGCCCGGGAUACACCGGCCUCAUCUGCCACAUGCAAGUGAAGGAGUGCCUGAGCAACCCGUGCCAGAACCGGGGCCGCUGCAUCGACCUGGUCAACAAGUACCAGUGCAACUGCCUGGCUGGGACCACUGGUGUGAACUGUGAGAUCAAUUUCGACGACUGCGCCAACGACCCGUGUGAGUACGGCGAGUGCCAGGACGGCAUCAACGAAUACAAGUGUGUGUGCAAUCCAGGAUACACAGGGGAGAAGUGUGACGUGGAGAUAAACGAGUGCGACUCUAACCCCUGCCUGAACGGGGGCACAUGUGAAGAUCGGCCAAACGGCUUCCACUGCCUUUGCCCCGCGGGGACCCACGGGCCCGUUUGCCACUCCGGGGCCGACCGCUGCUCCCCCCAGCCCUGUGACCACGGCGAGUGUGUGGAGCUACAAGACGGAUACCGGUGCGAGUGCGAUCCUGGUUGGGAGGGUCAGCACUGCGAGCUGGACAUCAACGAGUGCCAGUCCAACCCCUGCCAACACGGAGCCACCUGUACCGACCGGCUCAAUGGCUAUACCUGCAAGUGCAAGCGUGGCUUCACAGGUGAGAACUGUGAGGUCAACAUAGACGAGUGCAAGUCCAACCCCUGCAUGAACCGUGGUACCUGUGUGGAUGGAGUCAACGGCUACAAAUGCCUCUGCUCCCCACCCUACACAGGUCCGCAGUGCGCGGACAAGGUGGACUCGUGCAGCACCAAACCCUGCCAGAACCGCGGCCGCUGCCUCAACCACCAGGGCAGCUACUCCUGCGAGUGCCAGAUGGGCUACAGCGGACGCAACUGUGAGAUCAACAUUGACGACUGCUCCUCCAAUCCCUGCUUGAACGGCGGCACCUGCCUGGAUGGCGUGGGCAGCUACUCAUGCAGCUGCAGGCCGGGCUUCCAUGGCUGGCGCUGCGACAUUGAGGUGGACGAAUGCGGCAGCAACCCGUGCCAGAACGGCGCCCGCUGCAGCGACUAUGUCAAUAGCUACACGUGCGAGUGCUUGCCCGGUUUCGACGGCAUCCACUGCGAGCACAACAUCCCCGAGUGCACGGAAAGCUCCUGCCUAAACAAUGGCACCUGCAUCGACGGCAUUAACGAGUUCUCAUGCCGCUGCCGACCUGGUUUUACCGGAGCCUUCUGCCAGUAUGAGAUCAACGAGUGUGACUCCCAGCCCUGCAAGAAUGGCGGCACCUGCACCGAUGGCUUGGGCUCCUACCAGUGCUCCUGCCCACUGGAGUACACUGGUCUCAACUGCCAGUUCUUGGCAAACCUCUGUAGCUCCUCACUGUGCCUCAAUGGUGGGACGUGCAUCCAGCGGGUGACGUCGUGGGGGUGCCACUGCCCCGAGGGCUGGACGGGGCUCUACUGCGAUGUCCCCAGCAUGUCGUGCCAGGCCUUCGCCACCCGCAAAGGUGUGCCCGUGGACAUGGUGUGCCAGCAUGCCGGCCGCUGCCUGGACAUGGGCAACACCCACCGCUGCCAGUGCCAGGCGGGCUACAUGGGCAGCUACUGCGAGAAGGAGGUGGACGAGUGUCUGUCCAACCCGUGCCGCAAUGGCGCCACCUGUGUGGACUAUCAGGGUGCCUACGAGUGCCAGUGCAAGCCUGGCUUCCAGGGGGUCAACUGUCAGUACGAUGUGGACGAGUGUCAGUCUCAGCCCUGCCUGCACGGAGGGACGUGCAUCAACCUGGAGAACCGCUUCUCCUGCUCUUGCCCGCCGGGCACUCACGGUGUCCGCUGUGAGGUGGAUGUGGACGACUGUGCGCCUGAGCCUGGGUCCUCGCGGCCCCGUUGCCUGAACGGGGGUCAGUGUGUGGACGGCGUGGGCCGCUUCCACUGCUCCUGCCCCCCGGGCUUCGCCGGUGAGCACUGCGAGGGCGACGUCAACGAGUGCCUGUCUGCGCCCUGCCGUGCCCCUGGCAGCCUGGACUGUAUCCAGCUGACUAAUGACUACCAGUGCCGCUGCCAGCUGGGCUACACAGGACGGCACUGUGAGUCCAUGGUGGAUCUGUGCAAAUCCAGGCCGUGCCACAACGGGGGGAUCUGCUCCAUGAACACCAGCUCCAUGCACGGAUACAGCUGCACCUGCCAGUCGGGUUUCUCAGGGUUCAACUGCGGGGACCCUGAGGGUUCAGGCUGUACCAGCCUGCGUUGCCAGAAUGGCGGCCGCUGCCAAGAAGGGGCGGGUGGGCGCCCUUACUGCCGCUGCCCCGCCCUCUUCUCCGGCCGGCAUUGCGAGAUACGCCAGCCCAUCCCCACGUUGCCCGCCGUCCCCGAGACGGUGUGCCCAUACCUCGAGUGCCAGCAGCAGGCAGGCGACCGUGUGUGCGACCAGCAGUGCAACCGGCACGAGUGCAAGUGGGACAGCGGCGACUGCUCGCUGAACUGGAACAAGUCGUGGGAGAACUGCACUGAUCCCGUGCCCUGCCGGCAGCUCUUCCGCAAUGGCCGCUGCGACCCCGAAUGCGACAACCCUGAGUGCCUCUUCGACAGCUUUGAGUGCCAGCCAGCGCCCUCCCUCUGCAGGUAUGACAAGUACUGCGCUGAUCACUACGCCAACGGCCACUGCAACCAGGGCUGCAACACGGAGGAGUGUGGCUGGGACGGCCUGGACUGUGAUAAAGAUGCGCCGCCGCAGGUGGCUGAUGGCACGCUUGUGGUGGUGGUCCUGCUGCAGCCGCACGAGCUGUUAGGAGACCUGCGUGGAUUCCUGCGCUCACUGGGCACGUUGCUGCACACUAACGUGCGCGUCAAGCUGGAUGAGCAACAGAAGCUCAUGAUCUACCCCUACUAUGGCCCAGAGAGCGACGGCACCAGCGGAGGGGCGGCCCAAUCCAGAGGCAGGGGCAAGCGGGAACUGGGCGAGAAGGAGGUCAUCGGGUCCAAGGCCUACUUGGAAAUCGACAACCGGCAGUGUUCCCAGAACUCGAAGCACUGCUUCUCCAACACGGAGCUGGUAGCGUCCUACAUCGCCGCCGAGUACCUGAAGAAAGAGCUUCCCUACCCGGUUAUCUCCGUGGACAGUGAGCCCGGUGGUAUUCUGAUUACCUCUCACCUGAUGUACGUGGUGGGCGUGGCCGUCUUCAUCAUCCUCCUCAUCCUGGUGCUGGGGGUGCUGGUGGCCAAGCGCAAGCGCAAGCACGGCAUCCUUUGGCUGCCCGACGGCUUCAUCACCAAGAAGGACGCCAAGCGCCGCGAGCCCGUGGGCCAGGAUGACUUCGGCUUGAAGAACAUGGUGAAGCCUCAGGAUGGAGGGAUGAUGGACACCAACCAGAACAAGGGGUGGCUUGAAGAGGGCCUACCAGCGAAGAAGGCGAGGACGGAGGUCAAGCCGCUCCUGCCCGUAGGGGUGGACGGAGGCGUGGACCGGCGGGAGUGGACACUGCAGCACCACAAGGCGGCCGACAUCACGCUGACGCCCCCCCAGGCUGACCUCGACAUGGACUGUCUGGAUGUCAACGUCAAGGGCCCAGAUGGGUUCACCCCCCUCAUGCUGGCCUCCCUGCGUAGCGGGGGCACGGCGGACUGUAGCAGCCUGACGGGCGAGGAGGAGGAGGAGAGUGGGCUGGACGAGCCGGGGGCCAGCGUCAUCAGCGACCUCAUCGCCCAGGGUGCCACACUGUUGGCGCAGACCGACCGCACGGGCGAGACCGCGCUGCACCUGGCUGCCCGCUACGCCCGCGCCGACGCUGCUAAGAGGCUGCUGGAUGCUGGGGCUGACCCCAACGCGCAUGACAACAUGGGUCGCACCCCCUUGCAUGCUGCCGUCUCUGCUGAUGCGCAGGGUGUCUUCCAGAUUCUGAUCCGGAACCGCGCAACAGACUUGGACGCGCGCAUGAAUGAUGGCACCACACCCCUGAUCCUGGCGGCGCGCCUGGCCGUGGAGGGCAUGGUGGAGGAGCUUGUGCACUGCCACGCCGACGUCAACGCGGUCGACGACCACGGUAAAUCUGCUCUGCACUGGGCUGCGGCCGUCAACAAUGUGGAGGCCACUCUGGUGCUCCUGAAGAACGGAGCCAACCGGGACAUGCAGGAUAACAAGGAGGAGACGCCCCUAUUCCUGGCAGCACGGGAGGGCAGCUUCGAAGCGGCUCAGGUGCUGCUGGACCACUACUCUAACCGGGACAUUACGGACCACCUGGACCGGCUGCCCCGGGACACCGCGCAGGAGCGCAUGCAUCAUGACAUCGUGCGCCUAUUGGACCAGUACAACCUGGUGCAGAGUCCUCAUGGCGGCCAGGCUCACAUGGGCGCAGGCGGAGCCCACUCCACCCUGGGCUGCGGCUCCGGUGUGGGCUUCGUGGGCAUGCGUGCCGGACCCCAGGGCAAGAAGAGCCGACGUGGGGGAGCCAAGGCGGCCGGAGCCGGGACCGGAGGCGGGGUGGCCAAGGAGCUGAAGGAUGUGAAGGCCAAGCGCAGGAAGAAACCGGCCGGAGGGGAGAUGCCCUCCACGGGGCCGGCUGGGGGUGGGGCUGGGGGUGGUGCUGGGGGUGGUGCUGGGGGCGUCGCAGGCAAUGCCAAGGCAGCCAAUGGGGGCCUCUCUGAGAGCUCGGUCACCCUGUCGCCAAUCGACUCCCUGGAGUCCCCGCACUCGUUUGCCGGAGACGCUGCCUGCGUGAGCACCGUCACCGCCACCUCGCCACCCCUCCUGUCCAGCCCCUCGGCACGGCCGCUGCUGCCCCCUGUCAGCCACAUGCUGGGCCAGCAGCAUGCCUGGGCGGGGCUUGCCAAGCAGGGCUAUGGCCUGCUCCCGCACGCGCUGGGCGCGCCGCACCCCACCUCCGGCAUGCUGGGCCCUAUGAAUGUCACCAUGAGCCGGGAGCAGCUCCCCCCCAUAGUCACCUUCCAGAUGAUGGCGCCGGGCACCGGUCAGGCCAUGCUGAAGCAGUCGCAGCUGGGCCAGCUGCAGAGCCAGGUGCAGCCACACUCCCAGGCUCUCCCCCCUCAUCUGCAGUGUGCACCGGGCAUGAUGUACCAGAUUCCGGACGUGGGUCUCACGCGGUCCCUGUCCCACACCCUUCCCCACCCCCACAGCCACUCUGUCGCCCACAGCAACGGCCUUGGCGACCCCCAGCCUCGUCAGCUCCCUCCCUACCACACCAUGCAGAGUCCUGUGGAUAAAUACCCGACACCCCCCUCCCAGCACAGCUGUGCCACAGCCAGCUCUGAGGGCACGACACCAGGGCACCCGGCUCACCCCCCCAAUGAGCACCCCUACCUCACCCCGUCCCCGGAGUCGCCCGACCCCUGGUCAUCGUCCUCCCCCCACUCCAACUCGGACUGGUCUGAUGUAACAACCAGCCCCACCCCUCUGGGGAACCUCACGCACUGCCCCCGUCCCGGCACACACACAUUCCGGAGCAAGCGCCACGGCAACCACAAGCGCAGCAGAUGCAGGCGCAACAGCCCCAACACAGCGGCAUGCAAGUCUAUGCAUAGGCUCUGACCUUUGACCUCUUCCUUAUGUCCAUAUCCUCACUAAGACAGCUGGCUGACAGCGAUCUGCUGUGUCCCCCUUGACUUUACACAUCUGGGUCAUUUUCCCUUCUCUCACUACACCCCAGACGUCUCCUUCCGCUCCUUCAGUCCUCCAUACUUGCAUUUUCCUUAGUAGCUAUUUAGUUCCAAAGUGUCAUUGUGCUGCUGACCUUCAGCGAAAACCCUUCACUCACUGCCAUCGCUGUCAUGGGCUUUCAUUUGUCAGAAUCUGCAGUAUCACUGUUCUUUGUCCUGUUUGUGUGCCUGUGCAUUAUGUGGACUGAGCUCAUCUUUAGAGAUCUACAGGGAGUUAUUUCACGUUGCACUUUGCAGUGGGUAACAUCUGCUGACCUGAGCUCCAUCAGCCAUGAACAAACAGUGAUGUUCUGCCAGGAAGAUGGAUGGAAACGGGUGGAAAAACUGAGGACAGACGAUAUUUUCCAGUGAAUGGACUUUUUGCCAUAAUACAUAACUAAUAUUUUCUCUUUCUUCUGAAGGAUAAAUCUUUAUGUAAAUUUCAAUUUGUCUUCGCUCUUCAUCCCUAUGCAGUUUUUCAUAGAGUAAUGUUACAUUUUUUCUUGUUAGUAUGUUAACUUAAUUCUGGGUUUUUCCACCUGUAAAACUUGUGAUAAGCUGUAUUUUUUGUUUCUAAACCAAAAAUAAUGGUAUGUUGAUGGGUGGUUUUUGGUUAUGAUGUUGUGAAGCCUUGGUUAAUGUUGUUAAGAAGCCCCCUGUUCAGCCCAGUGGGUUACAAGGCGCACAGCCUGAUGCGUAUAUGAUCGCCCUGGUGUUUCAUUGGGCUUCUACUUAAACUGUGGUGCAAGAGGUGGUGCAAGAGGUGAUUUUUUUUUUCCUACAUGUAAUGUACAUUGUUUAUAUUGCUCUCUGAACUAACUGGUAUUCUGUCUGAAAGGGAGGCCGGGUGUCAGGGUGCAGUGUCAGAUGGGGGGGGGGAACAGUCUGUUACUGAGAAACACAAGUUGAGACUGAUGGUUGAGACAGAGAGACGACAGGAAACUGGGAGAGAGUGACGAAGUGACAUCGUCAGAUGGGCUUCUUGCGUGUUGAGAUAGUUUGGAGCUCACUCUGUCGCAGCAUUAUAAGUGCCUCAUGAGUCUUACCAGGCUCUAGUGACCUGAAACAGGUCACUAGUGGUGACACAACACUGAUGCACAUUGGACAGGAGUGUGGCCUCACGCUGCCCCCUCCUGUCCUCGUUUUUCCUAUACAGUGACGAUGUCAUCGUUGUUGCCUUUCCUUAAAUACCGUUUUAUAUUGUUCCUGCUUUCAUCAUUGUAACUGGCCAUUUUUUUUUUUACUUUUAAAUAGCAAUUAUUCACUUUCUCUUAAUUGCAAUCAAUGUUUUGUGCCUUUUAAAUUUUGAUGCAAUUUAAGAUCCACAUUGAAUAUGUCUGAGAUGUGUUUAUAUUGUAGUAUUUGUUCCUCAUGAGCUUAGCUGUCUCUCUCUCUUGCUGUCAUGCAUGUAAAGACAAUCAGUGAGCGUCUCUUACACGGUGAUGGCCCACAAAACUGCGUCUGAACGGUACCAAUUUUUUUAACAUUUACAAAUGUUACUGUAAUUGGCUUUUUAAAGAAUGGGAAGACCUGUCACCUGUGGUACAUUUAUAUGUGAUUUUGUCAGUGUUUGACUUUUUCUGGACCAGCAGAUGAGCAGAUAAAUUGAGCCCCGCUUAGAUGUAAAAUAUUUAUCUAUGAUGAAGCGUGAUUAAGGUAUACAGAGGAAGAAGCUGGUGAUUUAUCUGGUUUACUGGUAGCUGUGUUAUUAGAUGGUACCAGUGAGACUAGAACACAUGGGAUUCGUUAUCACGGAAUCCAGAGUUAUAUCUGAUUUACCCUAUUAUGGCUCAACUUUUACAUGCAGCGUUGUGUCUCACUAGCUUUUAGUUUGGCUCCGGUUGUCUUGUCCCACACUGUGCUUUUUCCUUGUUUUCUGGAAUAUUUUACUGAAUUGUUUUGUUUCUCAUCGAUUGCCUGUAAAUGCUACACCAGUGACAAGCGUGACCGGUCUCGUCUGUCGACGAGAACGCGCAAAGGCACCAGAGCGACUGUUGAUUGCACUUGUUUUGCUGUCAACAAGUCAUUGUGCAUUGAAAUGUUCUGUCCUUUAAACAUUUCCGUUCAGUAGCACUUAGCCCUCACUAUUGUGCAGUCUAUAGUCAGGCUUGUCUUUUGGUGUGUAUGUCUGUCUGCGUGCGUGCGUCCGCCCGUGCGUCCGUAUUUGCGUGUGUUGGGGGUAUGGACGUAUAAUCCUGCCUAUGUAAUAGUCACCCAGUCAGCAGUGAUCAUGGGCCUCUCUCUUUCACCUAAGUGCUCCUUAUAAGGUUAUUUUAACAUACUGUAUAUAAACCAUAUUACCAUGUUACAUGAAGAAUGUUUUUUUUUUUCUUAUGUUUGUACACCUUAGAAGGAACUUGUAACUCGUGAAUAAGGAACAAAAGUUUAAUUCCUAAGGCAGGAAAGUGAUUACGUUGAAAUACAUCAAUAAAGAACCUUUUCUGUCAAAAC
Molecule: messenger RNA, 10666 nt
Organism: Paramormyrops kingsleyae
Lineage: Eukaryota; Metazoa; Chordata; Actinopteri; Osteoglossiformes; Mormyridae
Gene: notch2
Product: notch receptor 2
Biological process (GO): cell differentiation; multicellular organism development; apoptotic process
Cellular component (GO): signaling receptor complex; cell surface; plasma membrane
Molecular function (GO): protein binding; calcium ion binding; signaling receptor activity
Source: RefSeq, a predicted model, not a curated record